Phialemonium atrogriseum is the source of this 276-nucleotide messenger RNA. RefSeq lists its product as uncharacterized. The transcript has 2 exons. Gene Ontology annotation, molecular function: structural constituent of chromatin; DNA binding; protein heterodimerization activity. The record is from RefSeq and is a predicted model, not a curated record. Gene Ontology annotation, cellular component: nucleosome. NCBI's taxonomy places the organism in Eukaryota, Fungi, Ascomycota, Sordariomycetes, Cephalothecales, Cephalothecaceae. Bases 1 to 276 code for a protein of 91 amino acids.
AUGGCGAAUAACAACCUUUCGGUCAACGGCAAGACCGCUCGGGCAUUUACCGUGCGAGAGGUGACCCAGGAUCGUCGCUUCGGCAUGCGGUUCCAGGCGGGGGCACUCCAGGCGCUCCAGGAGGCUGCUGAGCAAUACCUCUCCGAGGUCUUCGCGGACUCGCAGGAACUUGCGGUCCACACGAAGUUGUUCGGAGGCAGGCUAUCGGCCGUUGCUGCGCGUGCUGGCGCAGCAGUUCCCUGUGGGCCCAGGUGCGACUGGGCCGCAAGAGUUUAG